This is a messenger RNA of Trichogramma pretiosum, 3552 nucleotides long. RefSeq names its product N-acetylgalactosaminyltransferase 6 (gene Pgant6). The coding region runs from base 895 to 2742 and encodes 615 amino acids. Lineage: Eukaryota; Metazoa; Arthropoda; Insecta; Hymenoptera; Trichogrammatidae. The transcript has 2 exons. Gene Ontology annotation, cellular component: Golgi apparatus. The record is from RefSeq and is a predicted model, not a curated record.
UGUAUAAUGUAUGAUACAUAAAAAAUGAGAAAAAUAUAUCUAAUACAUGAACAUGUAUGAAAAUUUAAUUUUUCCACCGUGUCACGCUCAUUUAUAACCCCUUGGCAUAUCCAAUUCCGCACGAUUCCCUCGUAUAACUACCGAUUUCCUUUUUUGGGGAAAAAAGUACGAUAUUAUUAUGAAAAAGUAAACGCGCCGCCGUGACUCGGUCGUAAUCGCCACAGCUCCGCUCGCAUAACGUUCAUUCAACCGUUAUAAUCGACCCAAGAAACGUUAAUACGGAGAUCCGCGAAAGCAGUAGUGUACGCAAAUACAUAAUAUCGAAGCGAUCUUUAUCUCGCACAUAUAUGCGGAGCCGCGAAUAAAAAGCUCAUCUUUUGCCACGUCACGCCGCGAACAUUAUAUACCUAUCCUACUACAGGCCACGAGCAUCUCGCGUAUGAGCCGCGCAUUCAAUGCAUGCACAUUCACCUGUUACGAGCCGGCCACACCGUAUACCUAUAUAGACCUACUGCAAAUAUUAAAGUCAUCUUAUGCAGUGGCCGCGCGGCGCAGCAGCAGCAGCAGCAGCAGCAGCAGCAGUCAUAGCCUAACGACAGUGUGAGCGCGUCUCUUGCACCGUAUACACUCGCACGCGGUCGCCACGAUAACGAUAUAUAAGUUUUAUGUGAAAAAAAUUAAUCAUAAUAAUAAUCGCACGAGUGCGAGCCCGAGCCGACGACGUCAUCCCGAACGAUCUUUCGCUCGAAAAGACCGAAUUAAUUGAAAAAGGAAAGAGAUAAGUCCAUUGCGUUACAGGUGAAACAUAUUUCAUUUCGCAAUGUUCGAUCAAUCCACACCAGCGGCUCGAUUGUUCGUAUACGUGCCAGUCAAGUCAGCGACGUCAGCCGCACGAUGAUGAAGAGAAACCUCAUCAGCUGGUUCAAGUUCGCUGUGCUAGCUGUGUUUACGGUUUUUCUCACCACCCUCAUCUUUCGACUGAUUCGUCCACCCCGCAGUGUCGCGAGAUUGCCGACAAAUCCCAAGGCCUUGCCAUUGAAAGACGCACAGAAUCCGAAAUGGAGAGCUCGCUUGGUUCAGCAUCCAGCUGGCCUCGACGUCGACGCAGAGGGAAAAAUAGAUUGGCAUGAUUAUAAGGGAAUUCAAGAGGAUGACAAGCGCACUGGAGUUGGAGAGCAUGGUAAACCUGCAUCGUUGUCACCACUCAUGAAUGAAAUUGAAGAAGCACUGUACAAGGUAAAUGGUUUUAAUGGAGCAUUGAGUGACCAGAUUUCCUUGAAUAGAUCUAUACCAGACAUAAGACAUCCAGAAUGCAAAAACAAACGAUACUUGAAAGAUUUGGAUUCUGUCUCAGUGGUCGUCUCUUUUCACAAUGAGCAUUUUAGUACUUUGAUGAGGACCUGCUGGAGUGUAAUCAAUCGCUCGCCUCCAUCUUUGCUCCAUGAGAUUAUUUUAGUAGAUGAUGCGAGUACAAAGGUUGAGUUAAAAGAUAAACUUGACAAGUAUGUAAAAGAAAACUUACCUAAAGUAAAAAUAAUAAGACUGCCUAAGAGAUCUGGACUUAUAAGAGGAAGAUUAGCUGGAGCUCAAAGAGCUACUGCAAAAGUUCUUGUAUUUCUUGAUUCCCAUACUGAAGCUAAUGUUAAUUGGUUACCACCUCUCUUGGAACCAAUAGCUAGAGAUUAUAAGACUUGUGUGUGUCCUUUCAUAGAUGUUAUUGCUUACGAUACAUUUGAGUACAGAUCUCAAGAUGAAGGUGCAAGAGGAGCAUUUGACUGGGAAUUGUACUAUAAAAGACUACCUUUAUUGCCAGAAGAUUUGGAAAAACCAUCAGAACCUUUCAAGAGUCCUAUUAUGGCUGGAGGUUUGUUUGCAAUAAGUGCUAAAUUCUUCUGGGAACUUGGAGGAUACGAUCCAGGCUUAGACAUCUGGGGUGGUGAACAGUAUGAAUUAUCAUUUAAAAUAUGGCAAUGUGGUGGUGAAAUGUAUGAUGCUCCAUGCUCUAGGGUUGGACAUAUUUACAGAAAGUUUCCUCCAUUUCCGAACCCUGGUCGUGGAGACUUUUUGGGUAAAAAUUAUAAAAGAGUGGCCGAAGUGUGGAUGGAUGAGUAUGCUGAAUUCAUUUAUAGAAGGAAACCUCAUUUAAGAGUCAUGGAUCCAGGAGAUUUAUCGCAACAAAAAGCAUUAAGAAAAAAAUUACAAUGCAAACCUUUCAAAUGGUUCAUGGAGAAUAUUGCUUUUGAUCUUGUUGAAGUUUAUCCUCCUAUUGAGCCUGAUGAUUUUGCUUAUGGUGAAAUAAGAAAUGUUGGAAGUCCUGAUGUUUGCUUGGAUGCAACUCAUAGAAAUAAAAAUGAUGAUCAGGUAUUUGUAAAUACUUGUGUGAAAGAUAAUCCAAAAAUUAUUGGUCAACAAGAAUUUCAAAUGACUUGGCAUAAAGAUCUACGCCCAAGUAAACAAACAGAAUGCUUAGAUGUCUCAAGUGGAGGCAAUAAAGCUCCCAUAACUUUAUAUCCAUGUCAUGGAAAAGAAGGAAAUCAGCUUUGGCGUUAUGAUGUUGAAAAACAAUGGUUAAUUCAUGGCAGUAACAGAUGCUUGGACAUGGAUGAAUCAGUUAUGAAGGCUUUUGUUUCUAAAUGUGAUACUACAUCUCUAACUCAAAAAUGGAUCAUAGAACAUGUCAAUAUGAAAGCAAUUAGAAAUUGGGAUAAUAUUGGUACAAAAGCUAGAAGACCUGGUCUUUAAAGCAACCUUUUAUUUUGCCAUUAAAAUUACUAGUCAUUGUGUUGACUUUUUAAAAAAUGGACUUUUCAUUGCAAUGAAAGAAACAUUAUAAAACAAGAGACUUAAAAAGAAUGUGUAUUGUGCCUUAAAAAAAUUUUUUUGUUGAAUUAUAAUUCAGGGUGUUUGCAUGAAAACUUAAGUUGACAACUUUUUUAAAGAUUAUUUCAUGAAAAAUGUUCAUUUUGUUUUGAGCACAGCCAUUGUGAUAAAAUGAUUUAUUUUCAUUGUGAUUAUAUUUAAAUGCAAUAAACCAUUCCAUGCGUUCAAAAGUGGUUUUAAAAUAAGGUUGCAACUUUUCUACAAUAUGUUAAAUUGUAAUGUUAAGGAAAAUUCUACACUGUGGUAGCUUAAAAAUUUGUGUUAUUUGUUAAAUAUUUUAAUUUUUUUAAAUUAAAGGCUGCCUGUGGUUGAGGCUCUUGAUUUAUUUAUUGCUUAUUUAAUGUCUAUUGAAAUGUCUUCUAUUUUUUUAUUUUUAUACUAAUUAAUUGUAAAUAGAGAAUCAAAAUUAUCAUUAUAUUUCAAUAUCCAUAUCACUUUAGCAUUAAGUGCUUUAUAGGCAUAUGGAGUGAUUGAUGUACAUAAUAAAUCAUAGGAAUUGAGCUCAAAGUAUGAAAAAUUAAAUCGUAAAUCAAUGCAGAGAUUAAAUACAGUUGUAAAGCUCCAUUAUAUAUAUUAUUCGUUUGCAUAAUGUACACAAAAACAAUUUUCACAGCAUUAAACAUCAGCUGUCAUAGUUUUAUAAAGAAAAUGGGUAGCUCUUGCAAUAUUUAA